GACAUGACAUGACCGGGGUCAACCAUAGGUCAACGACCCGAACUUGUACCUCGCUCGAAUCAUACUUACGUAGUAACUAAUUAGUAAUCUGUUAUUCAUAUACCUAUCUAUAUACCUACUUACAUUAGGUUAGGUACCUAGGUACUAAACCAAGGCGCCAAAAAAGUUGUGGAGAGUCAUUCAUGAGUGAUUGUUGAUUUUAUUUUAUCAGUGGGUGGAAGCUUUAUGUGCCAUGUAAACAAUCCCGUAUAAUCUGUGAAAUCCUGAUCUGUGUAUUCUAUAAUUUUCUUCUGUUUUAUAAUAUUUAUUAAAUUACUAAAUUCGUAUAAUAUUUAAUUACUUGUUUAAUUAAACAUAUCAAUGUGUACGUACAAGAUUUUUAAUUAUGUUGUUAUUUUACUAUCUUUAACAAAUGUUUCUUAUCAAGAGAUUGCUAAAAUGCAUGGACCAGGUUUACUACCUAAAGAGAUUAUUAUGCCGGCAAGAUAUUUUGUUGUUAACCUUACCUCUAUAUUGGCUACCGAAACUUUGCACCUGUCAGACAGUUUUGCUGUAGAAAUAGAAGGAAAAACACCUAAUAAAAAUUAUUGUAGAAUAUGGGUCAAUAAAUUGUAUAGGAAAGAUGGAACAUUUAUUGUGAGGUACAAGAAUUAUGAAACAUGCUUAGAUUUAACUAUAAGUCUUUAUUAUAAAAGUAAACAUAUCAAAGGUUCUCCAUUCACUUUUCAAGGCCCAAUUUAUCCAGAUCAAUGUAACUGCCCCACUUUAGACUUUGAUACCUGGUUAGAACAAUAUGGUUGUCCCAAGUCUUACAAUACUAUAGAUAGUGAUUUGAAAUUGUAUAAUAAAAUAAAUAUGACAAUAAUGGUUCAGAAAAUAAUUGAUAGAUUCCAUAAUCCAGAAAGCACUAGUUUUUGCCAUUAUGCUGUUAAAAAUAAUGAAGUGUAUAGAAAUUGCUAUGGAAAACAUGUGGGAUUCAAUAUGUUCUCAGAUAAUAUAUUGAUGUUUUUGGCCAGAAAAGUUGUUUUGCCAGAUAUGGAGUUAGUCGUUAAUUUGGGAGACUGGCCUUUGGUACGAAAAAAUACAGAACCUCUACCAAUUUUUUCUUGGUGUGGCUCUGAAGACACCCUGGAUAUUUUGAUGCCCACUUAUGAUAUAACAGAAUCGACGAUUGAAAAUAUGGGAAGGGUAACUCUUGACACAUUGUCGGUGCAAGGUAGCAUAGAGCGGCAGUGGGCCGAGAGAGAAGCGAAGGCUGUGUGGAGAGGCCGAGACUCGCGGCGCGAGCGGCUGGACCUCGUGGACAUUGCUCGCGCCAACCCUGACUUGUUCAAUGUUUCAUUAACUAAUUUCUUUUUCUUCAGAGACAAAGAGGCUGAAUAUGGACCCAAACAGCCUCAUAUAUCAUUCUUUAAAUUUUUUGAUUACAAGUACCUGAUCAACAUCGAUGGUACUGUGGCAGCAUAUAGACUUCCGUAUCUGCUGGCAGGAGGGGGGCUGGUCCUGAAACAAGAAUCUCCAUAUUUUGAGCAUUUCUACAAAUUGUUAAAGCCGUGGGAGCACUACGUGCCUGUGGCGCGCGAUCUGUCGGACUUGAGGCAGCGCGUGCUGUGGGCGCGUGCGCACGACGACGAGGCGCAUAAAAUUGCCCAAAACGCCAGGCAGUUUGCCAAUGAAAACCUAUUGCCUCAGCACAUUAUUUGUUAUCAUGCUGUUUUGUUUUCGGAAUGGAGCAAAAGGUUGACUAAUAACGUUACAGUUGAGGACAAUAUGACACAUGUGCCUCAACCUUCAUUUCAAUGUGACUGUCAACAUGGCAGAGUAAAUUUUCACCAAGAAUUAUGAUCUAAAAGAAACAAUUGCUACUUCUGCUAGUAUGCAAUUAAUGAUGAUAGUGCCAUUAACAUGUUUGCUUAAUUAGUACUUGACUUAUAUUAGGCAUUUUCAUUUUAUGAAGUAAAAAAAUCAUGUCAGUAUUGUGAUAUAUGCAAUUUUUUCAACAUUAAAAUAUAGUUUAGAUAUUAUAAAGGUUUCUGUGAUUAUAUAAUUAAAAUAAAAAGAAAUUGUGAUAAUAAUAAA
Molecule: messenger RNA, 2079 nt
Organism: Plodia interpunctella (Indianmeal moth)
Lineage: Eukaryota; Metazoa; Arthropoda; Insecta; Lepidoptera; Pyralidae
Product: protein O-glucosyltransferase 2-like
Exons: 6
Coding region: 361-1845 (494 amino acids)
Cellular component (GO): endomembrane system
Molecular function (GO): glucosyltransferase activity
Source: RefSeq, a predicted model, not a curated record